CAGUGCCAUUCCUCCCUCUCUCUCGGCGCUGUCUUCUGUCCAUACGGCGCUGGGCCUUCCCGCCAUUUUGUCUGCGGGGACGGGCCGCCUCUCGCUGCAGGAGAGCGACAGCAGCGACGCCGCCGCGCUCCCUCUGAGUCGCGAUGGCAGCCGCGGGAGUAGCAGCUGCUGAGGGCGCCGAAUCUCCCGGCGGAGACGAGGCGCUUCUUCCUCCUUCUUCUUCCCUCGGCGGCGGGGCGAAGGCGACGCGGCGGCUGGGCGACCUGCGGGUCAUCGACCUGCGGGCCGAGCUGAAGCGCCGCAACCUGGACAGCGGCGGCAACAAGAGCGUCCUCCUGGAGCGGCUCCGCGGCGCCAUUGAGGAAGAAGGAGGGAAUCCAGAUGAAAUUCCACUGGCUUCAGAAAGCGCUGGCAAGAGAACUCCCAAAAGGACAGUGAAAGGGCGUAAGCCAGAGGAGGAAGGCGGUGAAGAUAACGGGUUGGAAGAGAACUCAAGAGAUGGACAGGAGGAUAUUGAAGCAAGUUCAGAUAACAUGCAGGAUAUUGACAUGAUGGAUAUUAGUGUUUUGGACGAAGCUGAAAUAGAUAACACCAGCACCGUUGACUGCGGAGAAGACUACAGCUCUGAGAACCUUCUCGACUCUGACAAAGAUAACGUGGAUGCCGAAAUGAAAGAACUUCCUGAGCAGCUGAUGGAAAGCGAGGAGAACGGUGAGGAACUUGAUGAUCCGCUUGACACUGAUUUGCCCGGUUUAACUGCAGUGAAGGACCUAGAAGAGCAGCAUUCAGAACCAGAAAAUGAGAAAAUGCUCGACAUUUUGGGUGACACUUGUAAAUCUGAUCCCCUUAAAGAAGAAGCUUCUGAAGCAGAGCAGGCACAGGAAGCGAAGAUCUCGUUGCCGGUCAAAACGGAAGCGGAGGAAGAGGAAGACGCGCCGGCCGCUGCCGCCGCCGCCCAAUCGGACGGAGAAGAUCUUUUAGAUACGGACAGCCAGUCAGGCCGGGCUGCGGCCAGGAGCGAGGAGGAGGAAGCGAAGCAUUUAGUGGUAGCCAAAGGGGAGCCGGGCGAAGAGGCAGUAGAGGAAGCUAACCUGGACUCUGACUCUUUAGCGGUAGAGAGGAGGAGUGGAGGAGGAGGAGGAGGAGGAGGAGGAGGAGGUGAGAUUAGCACAGCAGCCCAGACUCUGGAAGCCAGUAGUGAGGAAACUGCGGAGAAGGACGCAGGUUCCCAAGGGGUUAGCCAAGAUGACGAGAAGAUGGAAGCCAAGGCUAAUUGUGAGGAAGAGUCCUCUGCCCAAGAGGGUGGUGAUCAAAACCUGAGUUCUGAAGAGAGCAGAGAUGCAAAACCGCCUUCGAAAGAGGAGAAAGGCCGCAGCGCUGCCGCUUCCGGUCGGAACUUCUGGGUGAGCGGCCUGGCUUCCACCACCCGAGCGACAGACUUGAAGAACCUCUUUAGCAAAUAUGGAAAAGUGGUUGGCGCAAAAGUGGUGACCAACGCUCGCAGCCCAGGCGCUCGGUGUUACGGUUUUGUGACAAUGUCCACAGCUGACGAAGCCACAAAAUGCAUUGCCCAUUGCCACAAAACGGAAUUACACGGGAAAAUAAUAUCUGUUGAACGAGCAAAAAAUGAACCUGCUACGAAGAAGCUUUUGGAGAAGAAGGACAAUGAGGUGAAGACUGAAACUUCAGCCAGUGAUAGGUCUGCCGGUGCAAAAAAGAACGAGAAGGCUGACCAGAAAGAAGACACCAAGAAGGCAGAACAAAAGGAUGAGAAGGGGAAAGAGGAACCAAGAUCUGGAUCUGCCGAUCAGUCAAAGACACCAAAAUCGGGAAGCAAAGCUACCGAAAGGACAGUGGUAAUGGAUAAAUCGAAAGGCGAACCUGUAAUCAGUGUGAAGACAACCACAAGAUCAAAAGAGAGAAGCGUCAAGAGCCAGGAGCGCAAAUCGGAGAGCAGAGAGAAGAGCAGAGAGAAGAGCAGAGAGAAGAGCAGAGAGAAGAGCAGAGAGAGGCAACGGACUGCGUCCUUUAACAAAAGCAGAGAUCAGAGACGGCUGAGUGAGGAGCCACACCGCCCCCGCAUCCGUCGGGACAAACAGAAACAUAUGCGCUCCAUCUGGGAGAUGGAGGAGAGGGAGAAGCUGGAGGUCACCCGGGAGAAGCUGGAGUUUGAACGGUCGCGCCUGGAGCGGGAGCGCCUGGAGCGGGAGCACCUGGAGCGGGAGCGCAUGCACAUCGAGCACGAGCGGAGGCGGGAGCAGGAGCGCAUCCAGCGGGAGCGGGAGGAGCUGCGGCGGCAGCACGAGCAGCUGCGCUACGAGCAGGAGCGGCGAGUCGCCCUGAGGAGGCCGUACGACCUGGAUGGGAGGAGAGACGAACCGUAUUGGCCGGAGGCAAAGCGGAUGGCAAUGGACGACCGUCAUCGCUCGGAUUUCAGCCGCCAGGAUCGUUUCCACGACUUCGAUCACAGGGAUCGCGGGCGGUACCAAGACCAUUCCCUGGACAGGAGAGAAGGCUCACGAGGAAUGAUCGAUCGAGACGGACCGCAUCAUGGAGACGAUCGCCAUGGCGGACCAGAUCGCCACUCACGGGAUGGCUGGGGCAGCUAUGGGUCUGACAGGCGCAUGAGUGAGGGGCGGGGAAUCCCUCCGCAGUCCCGAGAUGGACGUGACUGGGGAGAUUAUGGCAGAAAGUUUGAAGGCCACCAAGACCGCUCCUGGCAGAGCAAUGACAGGGGCGCAAUGGGACGGGAUCACGAGCGAUGGCGAGGUGGAGGCCGGGGGAGACGUGGCCACAUGAUGCGGCGAGGCGGAAUGUCCCGGCGGGGAGGAUUCAUGCAGAGCGGUCCACAGGGCCAAGCGUCGCACAGCGGGGAGGUGCAAGAAGGCUUCUCUGGGCAAGACAGAGGAAGCCGGCCCAACGAUCCUCGUUUCAGCCGCCGCUAUUGAAUGUUUUAGCUUCUUCUUUUUUUAUUAACUGUACAAAACGGCAACACAAGAAGAAAAUACAGACACUACUACUCAGUGUACCACUGACUGUGACUUUUAAGUUAACCUGCAUUGUUUUAUUUCAUAGCUCAAUAUGUGAAGAAGAAGCUAUUCGGCUUUUGUUUUUUUGUAACGUGUUUCUGUACGUGCUGCACCUGCCCCCUGCACACACACGCAAUCUUACCGUCCCCCCUCCUCAUGAAAAGAAAAUGUUUCUUUUACGAGGCAUUCCAUUUUCUAUAAAUAAAGAAAUUAAAAAAAAAGUUUACAGUUA
This is a messenger RNA of Rhineura floridana, 3261 nucleotides long. RefSeq names its product scaffold attachment factor B1-like. Bases 144 to 2948 code for a protein of 934 amino acids. Gene Ontology annotation, molecular function: sequence-specific DNA binding; RNA binding. NCBI's taxonomy places the organism in Eukaryota, Metazoa, Chordata, Lepidosauria, Squamata, Rhineuridae. Gene Ontology annotation, biological process: regulation of transcription by RNA polymerase II; regulation of mRNA processing. The record is from RefSeq and is a predicted model, not a curated record. The transcript is spliced from 21 exons. Gene Ontology annotation, cellular component: nucleus.